UCUGUCCUGGUAAUGCAUUGUUAUCGAUUGCAACUUCAUAAUCGUCCGUUCAAACUGCUUUGCACUUGACCUUUGACCUUUGAUAUUGCAAAUCAAAAUUUCAAUUCAUCCCAUUCAGCCUAAGGGUUCUUAGCAGCCUUGGAUGGAAACUUAUCCCAAUCCUCUCGUUCAAAACUGGAAACUGGGUUGAUUCCUAAGCUUUUCUCCUGAAACAUAAGACUGAAGUUCAGCUAAAAAGUAAUGCCCUCUCCAAGUUUACGCACUGUGAUCAGUUGAUGCAAGAUGGCAGUUGAGGUGGGCUACUAAGAUGCUGUGGAAGUGUUGACAUGGGGUUCUCAAUUUUCAUGUGUGGAGAGCAGUGAGGUGGGGCCAAAGCAGUGGGGUCGUAAGCUCGAUCCCAGCCUCACUGAGAAGUUGCAGACUGCUGCACUGUGAACUGUCGGCGGAGGAUCAGACAGCAUGUCAGCGGGCGCCGGUCGCGGCGGCUCGUUAGAGUCGCAGGACAGCACGGCCAGCAGGUCGUCUGACGAGCCCAGUGAGGACGCGCUGGCGGCCGCGCUGGCCGCCGGUACCGCCCAGCUGCUGGACGACGCCGACCUGCCCACCUCGAUCCACGUGACCAACCUGCCGCUGCCCGUGUUCGAGGACCCGGCGCAGAAGGCUGUGUUCGAGGACACGUUCGGCGCCUUCGACGACGAGGCGUGGUUCCAGUACUUUCCCAGCUUCCGGCGUGCACGGGUCAACUACAGCAGCGCCAAGGCGGCCGCCAGCGCCCGGGUUCACCUGCACGAAACGACGCUCUGCGACGCCGUCAUCAAAUGCUACUUCAUACAGACGCCGUCGUCCCGGGAUGGCUCGGAUGACGGCACGCUGCGGCCGCCACUGCCGGACAAACAGUUUCUCAUCUCACCGCCGGCGUCACCGCCCGUCGGCUGGGAGCCCGUCAGGGAGGCGGAGCCCAUCGUCAACUUUGACCUGCUCUCGGCUGUCGCGCAGAUGGCGCCAGGCGAGUCACAUGAGCUGCACGCCGGCCGCGACGAGCACCCGUCGAUUGUGGUUCACGUUGCCGAGGAGACGGACGCCGACCGGGACCAGCCGUCCGGACAGAAGGGCAUGCGCAUUACCCAGACCCGGUGCCCGUCGCGGUAGGCGGCUGCGGCGGCGGCUUGUCGGCGCUCUGCAGGGAGAUAAGAGGUGGCAAAGGAUGAUCACAGAGGCUGCCCGAGGAGGUUUGUCAUUGUGACGUACGGCAGCUGAGCUUCAGGAGAUUGGCGUUCUUGGAGGCACCAAAUGGUGCCCGGGCCUUAGGGUCAUCGCGUCAAAUAAUGCUGACCGUACGUAAACGAUCAAUCGAGGGAAGAGGGUUUUCAUAAACCAAUGUUAAACCCUAUUUGAUGGGAGUUACUAUUUAUGUGCCGAGUAUUCUGAGCAUUGCAGGCGUUCAUAAAACAAGUAACUGCCAUACGUUUACUUUUGGACUAGUUAUUAUGGAGUGCAUCUAACAAGCUGGCGGUUUGUCUAACAUAAUUAAUCCUCGGGAUUUGCGAACUUUGCCACCACGUCACAUUAACAAAUUAACUGGCUGCUGAUUACUUAUGACUUUCAUAAUUUACGAUCAUGAGAUGACGAAUGCAAUGCUUAAUUUUUAUAAAUACCUGGCUAAAUUAAGUUAAGCCGGACAGCGGCCCCGAUGGAAAUCGAAAUUCUAGGAGGUAAACGCACGUCGUAAUGUUCAAUUGGCAGGAAAAGUUCCGCUAAGUUUUCUAAAAAGAUCUGCUAGGUUUUACAAAACGGUCACAAAUAUCUGUGAAAUUUGAAAGAAAAUACGCCUAAGCUCCGUUCUACUCUGUAUUCUGCCACCCUGAACCGUGUUUGGUUUUUCCAGACGUGCGCAGUGCAUGUUGUUAGUGAGAAUGACACUGACCUGGGGGAUAUGGUCAGGCUCGUACUGUCCUCUGUAGCAUGCGACCAUGGGAGAAUCUGUGGGGCUAUCGAAUGUCGAAUCGACGCGGUAAAAGACAUACGAUAGGUGUCUGGUGUUGCGGCCGGACAAACUAGGAUAGUCACCGUUCGAGAUCGCCGACCAUAAUCCAAUGACUGUGUGUUGCGAACUGUGCGCUGUUACUGUUCAGUGUUCGGACUGAACACUGGUACUGCGAUGUGAUGACAUACCAAAUGACGGCCGGCGACGCUCGGUGUUUUAACUGGAGCCAAACGUGAGAUAUCAGUCCACUGCUGGCGACUGGCUGUAGUUGUUUACGCUGCGCUGCGGCGAUAUGUAAUACCUGGAGCGCUGAACUACGUGCAAUGUCGGCAGAUGCUUAUCGAAGGCGGGCGGCGCGCUAUUUAUGUUCUGUGUAAUUAGUUAGGUGGCGCCUGUUAGUAUGCCGCAGGUGUCUGCAGAUGAAGUCUCGGUCGCCGGCGGUCAACCUACGCUUACUCGACCUCUGUCGUCAUGUGUUCCGCCCUCUGCCUAGUCUGUAGCUCUCUUCCGCCAGGUGUUAUGGUUACAGACGUGUUAGUUUAUUACAGAUGUCACUAUAAUUACAGUGUUGCUAGUUUGA
Amphibalanus amphitrite is the source of this 2564-nucleotide messenger RNA. RefSeq names its product calcipressin-2-like. The record is from RefSeq and is a predicted model, not a curated record. Gene Ontology annotation, cellular component: cytoplasm; nucleus. Gene Ontology annotation, molecular function: calcium-dependent protein serine/threonine phosphatase regulator activity; nucleic acid binding. The coding region runs from base 460 to 1149 and encodes 229 amino acids. NCBI's taxonomy places the organism in Eukaryota, Metazoa, Arthropoda, Thecostraca, Balanomorpha, Balanidae. Gene Ontology annotation, biological process: calcium-mediated signaling. The transcript has 5 exons.